AUGUCCAACGAAAAAGACUUGGAGAACGGUGACGCGAAGCGCGAGCGCAUCAGCUUUGCCGAUGGAUGGGACCCAGAUAAAGAUGAGGGCGAAUAUGCCAACCUCAUCCGGUACAUCUCUACGUAUCGUGAUCGCCGCUUUUCCAAAGCCCCAUCCCAGGCCUCGGAGCAAGACGCUGCCGACGCCAGUGGAAAGAAGAAGCCGGGCUUCUUCUCCCGAUUGCUAGGCAAGGGUAGCGGUCCUGGCGACCUCUAUGAGGUUCCUGAGGAAUGGCUCGACACCGACAUCAAGCAAGGUCUAUCUUCUCACACAGUCGAAGAACGUCGGAAGAAGACCGGCUUCAACGAGUUGACCACGGAAAAAGAGAACAUGUUCGUCAAGUUCAUCGGUUACUUCCGAGGACCUAUUCUAUAUGUCAUGGAACUGGCCGUCCUUCUUGCCGCUGGUCUCCGGGAUUGGAUCGAUUUUGGCGUCAUCAUCGGUAUUCUAAUGCUCAAUGCCGUCGUCGGUUGGUACCAAGAAAAGCAGGCUGCCGAUGUCGUAGCCAGCUUGAAGGGUGACAUCGCCAUGAAGGCGAUUGUCAUUCGUGACGGCACAGAGCAAGAAAUCAAGGCUCGCGAACUUGUUCCUGGCGAUAUUCUCAUCCUCGAGGAAGGUAUGGUCGUUGCUGCAGAAGCCCGACUCAUCUGCGACUUCGAUAACACUGCUGGUCUUGCCGAAUAUAAGGAGAUGAUCAGCGACCCCGAAGCGUAUCACUCUAAGAACCACACCGACUCGGACGACGACGAGGAGCACCACACAGGUGUCUCAAUCGUUGCCACCGAUCAGUCUGCCAUCACAGGUGAAUCGCUUGCCGUCGACAAGUACAUGGGUGAUAUUUGCUACUACACCACUGGCUGCAAGCGAGGCAAGGCCUACUCCGUUGUUACCGAGUCUGCUCGCGGCUCAUUUGUCGGCAAAACUGCUUCUCUGGUCCAAGGUGCGACUGACUCUGGUCACUUCAAGGCUAUCAUGGACUCUAUCGGAACAUCGCUCCUGAUUUUGGUCAUGUUCUUCAUCUUGAUCUCCUGGAUUGGUGGCUUCUUCCACGGCCUUGGCAUCGCUACGCCUGAGGACAGCUCCAACAACUUGCUCCACUACGCGCUUAUUCUGCUUAUUGUGGGCGUCCCUGUCGGUCUGCCCGUCGUCACCACGACAACUUUGGCUGUCGGCGCUGCGUAUCUGGCUCAACAGAAGGCUAUUGUGCAGAAGCUCACGGCUAUCGAGUCCCUGGCUGGUGUCGAUGUUCUCUGCUCCGACAAGACCGGUACCUUGACUGCCAACCAGCUUACUAUCCGUGAGCCAUACGUUGCGGAGGGUGAGGAUGUCAACUGGAUGAUGGCCUCGGCUGCGCUCGCCUCUUCUCACAACCUUAAGGCCCUCGACCCGAUCGACAAGAUUACCAUCCUCACACUCAAGAGAUAUCCCAAGGCUCGCGAGAUCCUACAACAGGGAUGGAAGACUGUCAAAUACACCCCAUUCGACCCCGUCUCGAAGCGUAUCACAACCAUUUGCACCCUUAAGGGCGAGACAUGGGCUUUCUGUAAGGGUGCACCCAAGGCCGUUUUGUCCAUUGCCGAAUGCGACGAGGCCACCGCCAAGCACUACAGAGAUACUGCUGCCGACUUUGCUCGUCGUGGUUUCCGUUCCCUCGGUGUCGCUUCCAAGCGUGGCGAUGAACCAUGGAAGGUCAUCGGUAUGCUUCCCAUGUUCGACCCUCCGCGUGAGGAUACCGCGCACACUAUCCUCGAAGCUCAGAACCUCGGUCUCAGUGUCAAGAUGUUGACUGGUGACGCCAUCGCCAUUGCAAAGGAAACCUGCAAGCUUCUCGCUCUCGGCACAAAAGUCUACAACUCUCACCGCCUUAUCGCUGGUGGUGUCUCUGGCACAACUCAAUACGACCUGGUUGAGAAGGCCGACGGUUUCGCUGAAGUCUUCCCCGAGCACAAGUACCAGGUCGUCGAAAUGCUGCAACAGCGUGGCCAUUUGACUGCCAUGACUGGUGAUGGUGUCAACGAUGCUCCAUCGCUGAAGAAGUCCGAUUGCGGUAUCGCUGUCGAGGGUGCCACCGAGGCCGCUCAAGCUGCAGCUGAUAUUGUGUUCCUCGCUCCUGGUCUGUCCACCAUUGUCGACGCCAUCAAGGUCGCCCGCCAGAUUUUCCAGCGCAUGAAGGCUUACGUCCAAUACCGUAUCGCACUUUGCUUGCACUUGGAGCUGUAUUUGGUUACCUCGAUGUGUAUCAUCAACGAGACCCUCCGAACUGACCUGGUCGUCUUCUUGGCCUUGUUUGCCGAUCUUGCUACCAUUGCUGUUGCAUACGACAACGCCCACUACGAGCAACGCCCAGUCGAAUGGCAAUUGCCAAAGAUCUGGUUCAUUUCAGUCAUUCUUGGUAUUCUCCUGGCUCUCUCCACCUGGGUCAUGCGCGGCACCUUCUACAUGCCAGAUGGUGGCUUGGUCCAGAACUUCGGCAACGUCCAACUCAUGCUUUUCUUGCAAAUCUCCCUGGUGGAGAAUUGGCUCAUCUUCGUUACCCGUGGAGGCGAGACUUGGCCAUCAUGGAAGUUGGUCGGUGCUAUCUUGAUUGUCGACGCUUUGUCUACGCUCUUCUGUGUCUUCGGAUGGCUCUCUGGCUCCAGAGCUGAGCAAGUCGAUUUCGUCGAUCCCGUCGAUUCCCUCACUCGCGACCACUACAGCACCGAGACCUCGAUUGUCACUGUUGUUGUCAUCUGGGGCUACUCUAUCGGUGUCACGGUUGUCAUUGCCAUGGUUUACUUCCUGCUCGUCAGCAUGAAAUGGAUUGAUAACCUUGGACGUGCCACCCGCAGCCAUGCCGAUACCCAGAUGGAGAACAUCAUCUCCCACCUCAGCCGUGUUGCCAUUGAGCACGAGCAAGAUGUGCACGGCAAAUCGAAAUGGGUGUUGGGUGCGAAGGCAACCGCUCAGGAAGAUGAUGAGUAA
This is a messenger RNA of Cyphellophora attinorum, 3000 nucleotides long. Its product is annotated as Plasma membrane ATPase. The coding region runs from base 1 to 3000 and encodes 999 amino acids. NCBI's taxonomy places the organism in Eukaryota, Fungi, Ascomycota, Eurotiomycetes, Chaetothyriales, Cyphellophoraceae. Gene Ontology annotation, cellular component: plasma membrane. The record is from RefSeq and is a predicted model, not a curated record. Gene Ontology annotation, biological process: regulation of intracellular pH; proton export across plasma membrane. Gene Ontology annotation, molecular function: P-type proton-exporting transporter activity; ATP hydrolysis activity; ATP binding. The transcript has 5 exons.